AUGCUCUGGAGCACAAAGAACGCGACACGGACGCGAAUACGAAAAAACCUCCGAGGGCUCUGUAGUGGUACAGCUCUAUAUUGGGGAUUAAGCGCUUUCCUUCUUGUUGCACUGGUUUUUGUUACUCUGAGAAUAGAGAACAUCAAUAAAACGUCUGAGCUAGGGACUUAUGAGUUUGGUUUUGUGACAGACAUAGAACCAUCGCGUACUGCAACAUCAUUGAACCGAAAAAAGUUUUACGGGGGAGUUAACAUCGAUAAGUACGGGUCAUACUCGAUUACCAGAGAUCCUAAUAGCGCAGAAUUCUUUGCGCCCUCAAGUCCAGAAGUUGAUGCUGCAUGGAUGUAUGAGAUGCUACCAAGUAAAACCAUUUCUCUUCCAAAUGACUAUAAGAAUUAUGGUAUCCAAGUCUUGGAUAAAGACCUCAGAUAUGGACACUACGAAAUACAACCAAGUGCAAUACAUUCUCUUCAUUGCCUUAACUAUAUCAGAAAAUCGCUUGCCCGAGAUUACUACACGGAUAUCACGGAUGACCCUGAGAGACCAUAUCAUAUGUGUCAUCGAAUGCAUCUUGAACACUGCUUGGAAAACACUCGACAGCAUCUGACUUGUAUUUUCGAUUUGACUUGGACUCUCCUCGUCUGGAGACCAGAAGCCAAGGUAGCCCAUGCAGCUACCGAUCAAUGGCAUGUCUGCAGAGAUUUUGAUGCUAUGAUGGGCUGGAUGGCCAACAGAAUUUAG
Messenger RNA from Bipolaris oryzae ATCC 44560, 741 nucleotides. RefSeq lists its product as uncharacterized. Bases 1 to 741 code for a protein of 246 amino acids. The record is from RefSeq and is a predicted model, not a curated record. The transcript is spliced from 6 exons. Gene Ontology annotation, biological process: mycotoxin biosynthetic process. Lineage: Eukaryota; Fungi; Ascomycota; Dothideomycetes; Pleosporales; Pleosporaceae.